UUUCCCUUAUCCACCACAACCCCCUCCCUUUUCCUCUCCUACAUCAGCCUCUGUCAGCUGCACAUCCAUGGAACUAGUGUUAUACAGAGCUUAGACUUCACAGGGAGAGAGAGAAUGGGAGUCUUGGACCGGUAACAGAGGUCUUCUUGUCUAACCAGAAGAAUUAAAGUUGCAGAGGCUAUUUACAGGAAACCUUAAAAGUAAAAAAGGAGUAGUACUCAUUUCUGGAAGCUGUUUAACCAUUGAGAUUCUUCAUAUGUUUGCUUCCAAGCUGAGCCAUUGCUAUGCCUUAUUGGUCUUAACUGCACUGUUUGCAAAGGAUUCAAAGUCAUCCUGGUGGGGUUUAAGGACAUGACCAGAAGAGGCAGUGGAUACUUUUUUUCUUCUUGUCAUCAGUAUGAGAAGUGGAGCAGGGGUCUUCCACAAAGUGAAAGUGAUUAGGCUGGUUGAGUCCUAAGCUGUGUUUUUGGAGACUAGGUUGUUGGGUGCUUUGACUUACCAGCUGGGUGGGGGUUGUGACUUGCCAUCUGGGUGGGAGCUGUUUGGAGCCAGCUUGGAGCAAGAUCUGAGGAUUCAAUUGGGUGUUGACUGUGUGAAUCCAGCUGGGUGGUAGCUCUGGGAAUCCAGCUGUGUGUGAGCUCUGUGAGAUCCAACUGGGUGUGAGCGGCGUGAAUCCAGCUGCUGGCUCUGUGGAUCCAGCUGGGUAGGGGCUCUGUGGAUCCAGCUGGGUAGGAACUCUGUGGAUCCAGCUGGAGCUGUGAGAGGUCAGCUUUAAAGAAGAUCUUGAGUUAGCGCAAACUUGGGUCCACCAAGGUGUGACUUCUGUGUAGACCAGUAGCUGGUGGUGCUGGACCUUGGAUACAGGAGAUAAUAUCACGCAUUCGCUUGAACUGCCAUUCCUAAGGUGGAUUGCCCUCUCUGCCUUCCUGGGUAGGGAGGGGGCAAGAGUUGCACAUCAGGGCAGUAAGCUCCUGGCUUCACAAGGAUGCUGGUAGGAAAUGCCUGAAGACAAAGAACGUGAGACCUGUCUGAAAGCGGUCAAACUGGUGGUGGACCUGUGCUCCAGUGGAUUUCUGGAAAACGAAGAGUGCUUGGACUUUGUCCACUACCUGAGGGAUCAAAGCAGGCCUCGGGCAACCGACUCAGAUGUCUCGGUGAGUUUGCUGUCACUACUGGUCACAGCCUGUGGAUUGGCCCUUUUUGGUGUAUCUCUGUUUGUGUCCUGGAAACUUUGUUGGGUUCCUUGGCGAGAACGUGGCUUCAAAGGAAGCAAGGAACACGAACACUUAAACUACGCCGAUAGUGACACUAAUGAGCAUGACUACAGUGACAAUUAUCUGGGACAAGCCCCACUCUUUCCGGAGUCAUCGAUGAAGAUCAGUCAUACCUCUCCUGAUAUCCCAUUAGAAGCCAAGACUGGUGCCAAGGAGAACUGUGUACACAAUGCCCGCAUGCAUCGUCAAAUCACGGAACCAACAUCUUCUGCUCGGCACAACUCGAUAAGAAGACAACUAAAUCUUUCAAAUCCAGAUUUCAACAUCCAGCAAUUUCAAAAGCAAGAACAGCUAACUGGGAUUGGACGUAUAAAGCCCGAACUGUAUAAGCAAAGAUCAGUGGAAACCGACGAUGGUCGCAGAAACAAUAGCAAGUCUUGUGGUAAACUCAAUUUCAUCCUUAAAUAUGAUUGUGAUUUGGAAAAACUUAUAGUCAAGAUCCAUAAGGCUGUUGGACUGCCGGCAAAAGAUUUCUCAGGCACGUCAGAUCCAUACGUCAAAAUUUAUUUACUUCCCGAUCGGAAAACAAAACAUCAGACUAAGGUCCAUCGGAAAACACUGAAUCCAGUGUUUGAUGAAGUUUUUUUAUUCCCUGUUCCUUAUAACGAGUUAGCGACAAGAAAACUCCAUUUCUCAGUAUAUGACUUUGACAGGUUCUCAAGACAUGAUGUGAUUGGUCAAGUCAUACUGGACAAUUUUUUAGACUUGGCAGAUUUUCCCAGGGAGAGCAACAUCUGGAGAGAUAUUGAGCAUGUCACUAAUGAUAACGUCGACCUUGGCGACUUGAUGUUUUCUCUCUGCUAUCUGCCUACAGCGGGAAGACUAACAAUCACCAUAAUAAAGGCUAGAAAUCUCAAGGCAAUGGAUAUAACAGGGGCAUCUGAUCCCUACGUGAAGGUUUCUAUAAUGUGCGAGGGAAGGAGGUUGAAAAAACGAAAAACCUCAACGAAGAGGAAUACGCUAAAUCCAGUUUACAACGAAGCCAUAGUAUUUGAUGUCCCACCAGAAAAUAUAGAUCAAAUCAGUUUAUUGAUAGCAGUAAUGGAUUACGACCGUGUAGGUCACAAUGAGGUCAUCGGCGUAUGUCAAGUAGGGAACGAUGCCGAGAGCCUAGGACGGGAACACUGGAAUGAAAUGUUAUCCUAUCCAAGAAAACCUAUAGCGCACUGGCAUCCACUUGUUGAGUGGUCUUCUCAAACAGCACCGACCGGCAACGGGUCAUGCAAUUCUCUAAAAGGUCCACCAUCACCAUGAAGAGAGAGUAGUGAAAUGGGACCCUAAGAUAUCAGAGAAGUUGGUGGAGUAGAACACCAUGGAGCGCUGUCGUCAUGCGCUGCCUACGUCUUUCCACACCAGUGAGCGAGAGGCGAGCUAGCAGGAUCUAUGUGGGUUUUUUAUGUUUCUUUUAUUUUCUCAACAGCUUUCCUUUCAGGCUUAUACAGACAUCACUAGAGUUGGAAUGUUUCUUUGAAUGGCAUGCUGGUUAAAUACACAUAGGUACCUUCCUCAUACGACAUAACUCUUGUUAUGAUCAAUGUUUUUUUCCGAUAUAAUAUUACUUUAAGCCACAUCCAUAUGUAAACAUUAUUCUUUCCUAUUUCUUCGACGGUAUGUUUAGUUGAGUAUAAAGUCCUGACAUGUCAUGUUUUCAUGAACGUAAUUCCUUGUUGCAACCCCUUGACAGAUGUUCUUUGUCACUGCUAGGAGAGAACGAUUGCACCAUCUUCUGGCACCGAAAGCUUGUUCUAAAAUACUGUAUUGUGGGUGGUGCAUGUCUCUUUUGUCAUUCAUGAUAUGAAAGGAUAUAUACCUUUACAACUUUCCUAAUUUUAUACAAAGCGUACAUCUUAUAAACACAAAGUAAAGUGUCCUGUGUUUAAUUUAUGUAGC
Pelobates fuscus (common spadefoot toad) is the source of this 3164-nucleotide messenger RNA. RefSeq names its product synaptotagmin 9 (gene SYT9). The transcript has 7 exons. Gene Ontology annotation, molecular function: calcium-dependent phospholipid binding; phosphatidylserine binding; calcium ion binding. Gene Ontology annotation, biological process: regulation of calcium ion-dependent exocytosis; cellular response to calcium ion; regulation of dopamine secretion. Lineage: Eukaryota; Metazoa; Chordata; Amphibia; Anura; Pelobatidae. Gene Ontology annotation, cellular component: plasma membrane; exocytic vesicle; dense core granule. The record is from RefSeq and is a predicted model, not a curated record. Bases 999 to 2528 code for a protein of 509 amino acids.